AUGAGAGAGAAGCUCCUUUCUUUGAAGAAAGAAUUCGAUCCCAAGCAGAUGAGGAAUCUUGAGCCAAAGCUCGUGGAAACGACUGAAGAGAUCGAGGUUCUACAGAACGGGAUGAAGAAGGUCCAUCCUUCCGACAUGGAUUCAGUCGAGGGCCUCUCUACGGAGCUUAAAGAUGCCACAAAGGCGUUACAAAACGUCGCAGAAGAAGAGAGCUCUUGUAGAGAGCUGGUGAAUCCUCUGAGGCAGGAACUGGAGGACAUGAAGAUGGAGCGCAUCAGUUUGGAAGCACGGGAAGCGGACUUGGAGAGCACCGUGAAGAACCUUCAAGCUGAAUUGGUCCAACAAAAGCAGGAACAAUAUCAUUGGAAGGUUGUGGAGUCAGAAAAUUUGGCGGAGAUGAAGUUGGCAGCGGCAGCGUUUCAGAUGGAAGCAGGGAACACCAAGAAAAGCGAGGCAGAGAAGCAGAAAGAGGUGAUCCUGAAGGAGAUCGAGGAGAUUAAGGAGGCCACAGAGUUCGCCAUAAAGCAAGCGGAGAUGGCCAAGGCGACGAAGAAGGCUGUAGAGGUUAAAAGUCAAUCUUUUGUUUCACAACUGAGUGCAGAGAAGCAAACAGAGAUGGACAUGAACGAGAUUCAGCUCUCAUCAGUUUCUGCUAUAACAAGUCAAAACCACAAGUGA
Molecule: messenger RNA, 678 nt
Organism: Eucalyptus grandis
Lineage: Eukaryota; Viridiplantae; Streptophyta; Magnoliopsida; Myrtales; Myrtaceae
Product: WEB family protein At1g12150-like
Exons: 3
Coding region: 1-678 (225 amino acids)
Source: RefSeq, a predicted model, not a curated record